AUGGCGACCCAUGAUGAUGAUGAUGCUAACAAACGAGGCGAGGAGGGAGAGAAGAGAUGUUUUGAUCUUUUCGCGACGUUGCUUCACGCUUUUGGUAACGACGAAAUAAGAGCGAGACGUGGAAAAGAAGAGCAAGAGAGAAACAUGCUCAUGAUCCAUACUAUUAUUACUGCAGCCACCAACACUUUCUUGUUAGGUCACAAACGAAAUAUCGAUGAUGAUGAGUUCAAGAAUCAAGAAAACACUUCUUCUUCUUCUUCUUCGAGGAGUUUGGUCGAGUCCAAGAGGCGUCGUGUGGUGGUAUCCGACAACAAACCCAUCAGAGCAGAACCUAUUAGAGAAAUCAAACCUCCGGUUAAGGAAAUAAACCGGACGGUUAAAAGAAAGGAACCGGUUAGAAGAGAACCGGUGGUGACUCCUGGAUGGGUAAUUGACCUAAUGAGGAAAAAAAAUGGUGAGGAUGCGAAGAUGAUAUUUGAGAAAGUGAUGACAAAGACUGAUCUCACACCAAACCAAGGACGUCUGUUGAUGCCCUUUAACCAAAUGUCUGAGAUGGACUUUAUGACCGAGGCAGAGUUGAAGAUCCUAGAGGAACACCACAAAGACAAAGGAGAUGCUAACAAAAAAAGAGUUAAUGAUUACACCACCGAAAAAAAGAAAGGAGUUGAUGUCAUCUUGUUGAAUCGUAAUGGUAACAAGAAGUGGAAUCUUAACAUGAGGAUAUGGGAGAUGAGGAGCAGUUUCAACUACGCCUUGUGUACUGGUUGGAACCAGGUCGUCCGAGAUAACAAGCUAAAGGUAAACCAGACUAUUACCCUCUGGUCCUUUCACUCCCAUGAUGGCAAGCUCUAUUUUGCUUUCGAUCCUCCCACUCCAGUUACACAUUCAGCUUCAUCUUCUGGAGAUCCGUUUGCGUGUGAAGAGGCAAACAGGAGAAUUAUGCUAUAUUGGAGUCCAAAGAGAAGCAGAGCUACUGGAGUUUGGAUUCUAGAUCCAAGAAGCAACCUACUCGAGGGUUCGGACCUAAACAGAACAGUACCACCUCCAGAGGACACUGAGAUGGAUUCUGAUCUCGAGGAUGCACAUAUUAGGAGGCACUCGACGAUGGUGGAGCACUCCAGCAACCCUGGCUCCGGUUGUAAUCAGAGAUUCAUGUGA
Molecule: messenger RNA, 1158 nt
Organism: Eruca vesicaria subsp. sativa (arugula)
Lineage: Eukaryota; Viridiplantae; Streptophyta; Magnoliopsida; Brassicales; Brassicaceae
Source: the annotation of a GenBank genome assembly